GGCAACAAAAAUGAAACUAAAGUUAGAUAGAUUUUAUGCCACGUACUUUUUGGAAAAAAAACCCCGAUAAUCAAGAGCUCUGAAUUACCUUCCAAAAAAUAUUGCCUUCCCAGGGUUAUAUUCCAGUAUAUCCCUAGUACAGAGUGAAGGAGUCAAAGUGUCAGGCAGAAGCACAGGGACUACUAUGCAUCCAUCCUGCCUCUGAAUCCCAAUUCCCAUGAAAAAUGCGUUUUCCUGGCAAGAUCCCAGGAAGGGAUCUUAAAGGCCAUCUAGUCCAACCCCCCGCAGCAAGCAGGGGCACCUUGCCCUCGAUCGUGUUGCUCGGAGCCUGAUGCACAGCAUCACGCUGCCCCCGCCCCGCGCCGGGACAGUCCCGGGCCCAGGCAAGCGCUGAAGACGGAGCUCCCAGCCCCAGCACGGCCAGCAGAUGGCCCAAGAACAGCUGGGAAUUCUCUCCCCAUCGCUGCUCUGCCGGACCGCGGGAGGGGAUGUGACUUCAGGGAGCCGCACAAAUCUCUUGGCGAUUCUCCAGCUUCCGACUUUUAAACCAUCCUCUCUGAUGUUCGCGUUACCUGUUUCUUGCUGCCCAGAUCGAGCCGGACACGGCUGUAACUCUCAGGAUCCAGCAGAAUCCCUCCUGCGCGGACCCAGCAGAGCAUCCCGCCGCUCCGGGAGCCGCGCCGCCGCAGCCGGGCUGGAAGAGGUCAUCCUCGCCACCCCUGAGCCUAGUCAUCCUCUCCUGUAGCCAUGGAGAACUCCUCCCUCCCUGAAAUCAAUUCCUCAUGUGCAGACUGCACUGGAAGAGGACAUGGGACUCUGAAUAUGUCCACUACUCCAGUAAGCCCCAGGUACUACAUCACAGUGCCUGUCAUCUACUCAGUCAUCUGUGCCGUGGGAUUGACAGGCAACACUGUUGUCAUCUAUGUAAUCCUCAAAGCACCAAAGAUGAAAACAGUAACCAACAUCUUCGUCCUCAACCUGGCCAUUGCUGAUGAGCUCUUUACCUUGGUGCUGCCCAUCAACAUUGCUGACUACCUGCUCCUGCAGUGGCCCUUCGGAGAGCUCAUGUGCAAGCUCAUCAUCUCCAUAGACCAAUACAACAUUUUCUCCAGCAUCUACUUCCUCACUGUCAUGAGCAUUGACCGCUACCUCGUUGUGGCAGCCACCACCAAGUCCAGAAAGGUGUCCUACCGCACCUACCGAGCAGCCAAGAUUGUGAGCCUCUGCGUCUGGUCCUUUGUCACUGUCAUCAUCCUGCCCUUUGCCGUCUUUGCCAAGGUACACAAGGAGCAGGGGCGCUCCCACUGCGUCUUCGUGUUCCCCCACCCCGAGAGCGUGUGGUGGAAAGGCAGUCGGAUCUACACCCUUAUUUUAGGCUUUGUCAUCCCAGUGUCCACCAUCUGCACCCUGUACACCACCAUGCUGUGCAGACUGAGAAAUGUGCAGCUCCACUGCAACGCAAAAGCUCUGGACAAAGCCAAAAAAAAGGUGACGCUGAUGGUGGUUGCUAUCCUGGGUGUGUGCUUGUUCUGCUGGACACCCUUUCACCUUAGCACCGUGGUGGCCCUCAUCGUGGACAUCCCACAAACCCCACUCGUCAUUGGGAUUUCCUAUUUCAUCACCAGCCUAAGCUAUGCCAACAGCUGCUUCAACCCUUUCCUGUAUGCCUUUCUGGAUGAAAGCUUCCGGAGGAGCUUUCGCAGACUGAUGGAUCGCAGAGCCACCUCGUAAAGCCAACCCAGCCAUCUGUCCUGUGUCCCUCACAUAGUCACUUGCUUUUCCUAGGUGAUUCCAGCCCAGAGAGUGCUUUCUCUCCAGUCUCCUUGUGAUGGCCCACUGGGCUUUAGUUUGUCGCACUACCCAAGACAUGAACUGGGGUUGUGUGGAUCUUUAUUACCUGUCCUGCACUCAUUUCCUUAGCACUGCCCUGGUUUCUUUUGUUAGUUUAUUUGUUAUUGUUUUGGGGUUUUUUUAAUUUCUUCUCUCUAAUGCUCUUUCUGACCUGGGUUUGGAGCUCACAGAGCUGCCACAGGUCCCUUUUCCCUUUUCAAAGGCAUUGCUUUGUGAACUCAAGCCGCACGACUGACUCAGUUAUUGGUGAUUUGUAAAUCUUAAUAAAAGUGUGUCACUGUAAGUUUCUCUGGGUCUGGAUUGAAGGCACUUGAGAAGGUAGUUCAUGUUCAGACUCAGAUGUUUAUUAUUUCUUAUCAGUAAAACAGUCUUACUACUGUGAGUUCAGCAGUUUUUCAUUAGCAAGGCACAAAAUGGCUAACAAUCUCUUGUUACAAGGUCUUUUAAGACUAAACUAUCCAAUUAAGAAAGGACACCUAUAUUUUUCCUUUUAACCCAAUAACUGAUCCCAAAGAGCCCACAAUGCAAAUUUUCUGCCCAAUUCCAAACAUCAGCCAAACCCAUGAAGAAGAAGGAAAAAGAAGCAUGAAGAAGAAACUCAGGAUGACACCUUGUGCCCUCCAUCUUCCUUCCAUCCACAACAUACUAAAAAUCCCAAAACCUAAAUUUCUCAUCUAAGUGAUAUACCUACACUACUCUCUAUAAUCUAUUUCACACUUUUGUGGAUUCUAGUGUGUCUUGAAGUCUAGGAAACUUUCUCCAUGACUGAGGGUCAAAGUCAGUGCUCCCCUGGGGGGUCAGGGCACCCCAGAGCAGACAGAGAAAUAUUCCCAGUGCCAUGGGUUUCUACGCGUUACCAAGUGUCUUGCUUAAUAAUACCACAGCCUCAUUCCUACCUACAGGACCUGCUUACCAAAGUCUUGCAAACUUAGCAACAUCUCCAAAUGAUAAGGAAUAAACAAAGGUAUUGAGCUAAUUUCAUUUUACAGGACAGUAAGAUAAGGCAGUCAAAAUCCUUGAAACAUGUAAGAGAGGUAUCAGUCUGAACUUUAAAAAAAAGAGCAACCCCUCCCUAGUGAAUAAAAGACACAGAUAUGGGUUUGAAGCCACUUGCUGCAGAAAAUAGCUUAACAGUGCACUUGGUCAUUGUCAUUUGCAAAAAAUGCAGCUGUUGUUUAUAUCAGAAGUGGUGAUUACUUCAUUAUUUGUAAUGUGUUUAUGGGCUGUUUCACUUACAGAUAUUUAUUUUGUGGUCCUAGAAAACAGAAUCAGAGGCUAUCUUCAGAACCAGUAAACUUUUAAGGGUUUGAAAGCAUCCUUAUGAUACAUGGGAUCCUUCUUCCCUUAGAAAUCACAAAUAACUUGCAGUGGUUAGGCUACUCUUAAACUAUCUCUCACAUACUUCCAGUUUUUGGUAAGACUUAUUAAUAUUUCUCUUAAGAAAGAGAAGUGAAAUAAAAAUGGCAGAUGUAGGAUACUCCUGUGAGACUUUGCACCAGGUCCUUUCCUACUGCUGCAGUUUAAAGUUUUGCCAUAGGCAUAUGGAAAGUUUUUUUUCACUAAAUCCUCCCACAAAAAACUCCAAAUAAAAAUUUUACUCACAGAUUUUAGCAAUUAUGCAUGCCUGAUACUUUAUAAUAACAUAUGUCUAGGUUAAUAAUUAAAUAAUUUCUCCUUAUAAGACAUUAAU
Passer domesticus (house sparrow) is the source of this 3541-nucleotide messenger RNA. It is a transcript of the gene NPBWR1, whose product is annotated as neuropeptides B and W receptor 1. The transcript has 2 exons. The record is from RefSeq and is a predicted model, not a curated record. Lineage: Eukaryota; Metazoa; Chordata; Aves; Passeriformes; Passeridae. Gene Ontology annotation, biological process: neuropeptide signaling pathway. Bases 748 to 1731 code for a protein of 327 amino acids. Gene Ontology annotation, molecular function: neuropeptide receptor activity; neuropeptide binding. Gene Ontology annotation, cellular component: neuron projection; plasma membrane.